AUGUAUAUGGUACGGAGAGUUUGCAAGACCAAGCCAGGCCAGGCCUGGGCAGUGGCCGGUUAUCUGGCCAAGAUUUGUGAGGCUUAUGAAGAAAAUGGCCGCGAGAAGGCCCGCAUCUACAUUGAGGGACAGGGGUUGCCUGGCACACCCAACCGGGUCUAUGCCGAGUGGGUCCAGGACUCAAUUGAGCCUAACUGGCCUCAGAACAUUCCUCAGGCUGUCAGGGACUUCAACCCCAAGCUGCAGGAGUUACUGGACGAAUACCUGCUGGAAAUCUUCGAAGUUGCCACUCCGGAGAAACUGGUGCAGCGGGGCGUUGCGCAGUAA
Geodia barretti is the source of this 327-nucleotide messenger RNA. Lineage: Eukaryota; Metazoa; Porifera; Demospongiae; Tetractinellida; Geodiidae. The record is from the annotation of a GenBank genome assembly.